AUGAAGAACGUGGAUAAGGUGCAGAACGCGAAUGAACAAUUCAAGAUGCCGUGCCCCAACACCACGACUAACGAGCUGGAUUGCACCCUAUCUGAACUGUGCAGCUUUAACGGAGUUCCAAACCCGACGCCGCAUGGAUCGCUCGACGACAACCCCGCUCCCAACCAGUGGUACCGAUUCAUUAUCCCCAUGUUUCUUCACAGCGGAUUUGUGCACAUCGGCUUCAACCUGCUCGUGCAAAUGACCAUGGGCGUGGACAUGGAGAGAAUGAUCGGAUGGUGGCGAUACGGUCUCGUCUAUAUUGCUAGCGGUAUUUGGGGAUUCGUGCUGGGCGGCAACUACUCGGCACCCUUCAUGAGCGCUUGUGGUUGCUCGGGAGCUCUCUUCGGUAUCCUUGCACUCUUCGUCCUGGACCUGCUUUACACCUGGAAUGAGCGACAAUCUCCGUGGGUAGAGUUUAUUAUCAUGAUCCUUGGUGUGGGCAUUUCGUUUGUCCUGGGUCUGUUACCCGGACUGGAUAACUUUUCCCACAUUGGAGGUUUUAUCAUGGGACUGGCUCUCGGACUGUGCAUCAUGCGUUCUCCAAACGCGCUCCGGGAACGUAUCGGACUCGCUCGGAACCCCUACGUCGCCAUGAGCGGAGGUGCUGGCUCGGGACCGGAGCCGGACAACAAGGUUACCACCGCCGGUCCCAGUUUUGCCAACUUCUUCAAGAGCAAGAAGGGUGGCUCCUCGGAGCCUUCUGGCCCUCUGGGUUUCUUCAAGGGCCGAAAGCCUUUGUGGUGGGCCUGGUGGUUUGUUCGCGCAGGCGCCUUGGUCGCCGUUCUCAUCGGAUUCAUUCUCUUGAUUGUGGACUUUUACAAGUACCACUCGUCGAACUGCUCGUGGUGCCACCGGCUGAGUUGCUUGCCGGUCAACAACUGGUGUGAGCAGGGCAUGAAACCCUAUGAGAUAAAGAAUGUGACGACCACGAACCAUAACUAG
This is a messenger RNA of Aspergillus melleus, 984 nucleotides long. Its product is annotated as rhomboid family protein. Gene Ontology annotation, cellular component: membrane. Gene Ontology annotation, biological process: proteolysis. The coding region runs from base 1 to 984 and encodes 327 amino acids. The record is from RefSeq and is a predicted model, not a curated record. Lineage: Eukaryota; Fungi; Ascomycota; Eurotiomycetes; Eurotiales; Aspergillaceae. Gene Ontology annotation, molecular function: serine-type endopeptidase activity. The transcript has 2 exons.